AUCAUAUCGACCUGUUAACUAGAUCUGCUAUUUUUAAUUUCCCGUCACACUCCAAAGCCUCAUAUUACUUCAAAAUGGACGUAAAACCAGAAAUGUAUCCCGGAUAUACUGAUGAGGCUCAUCCAGAAUGCUUUAAUAAAGAGGCAAUGCCACAACAACCGUCGGUAAAGAAACCAGGUCAAUUACCGGAAUCAAUGAUCAAACAGUAUUUUGAAAAGGGUUACGUCAUUGUAGAGGAUUUUUUUAAACCAGAGGAACUUGAGCCCUGUAAACGCGACAUAGAAAAACUGGUGGACGACGUGGCACAAAAACUAUACACGGCUGGUAAAAUAAAAGGCUUAUUCAAAGAAUAUGGAUUUUAUGAAAGAUUAACCAAGUUAGAGGCAGAAUUUCCCGGAUCAACAGUUCUAAUCCUGAAACAAGGUUAUAUGCCAAAGGCAUUUCAAAAACUAUGGUCAAAUGAGCGUUUACUAAAUGUAGUAGAACAACUAAUUGGACCAGAUAUUGUAGGCCAUCCAGUGUGGAACCUACGGUCAAAAGUACCUAAAAAUGAGGCCACUAUAGUACCAUGGCACCAAGAUGCAGGAUACCUGGACAACGACUCGUACAAAGUUAUGCAACCUACAGCUUGGAUUCCAUUAAUAGAUGCAAAUGAAAAAAAUGGAUGUUUGCAGAUUGCAUCAAGAGGUCACAAAACUGGUAAAAUAGGUCAACAUCAAUGCUGUUGGGGAGGAACAUGGUAUGUUAUGUUAGAGGAGGAAGAGAUGAAAAAUAAACUAGAAAUUGAUAUAAACAAGGAUCUAGAUGUUUGUCCUGUGCCUUAUGGUGGUAUGGUACUCUUCAACAAUGUUAUUCCCCACAGAAGUUUACCAAAUGUUUCAAAAGACAUACGAUGGAGUUUGGAUCUUCGAUGGCAGAAGCCGACAGAACCAUUUGGGUUCUACAAUUUAAAAGAUGGAGUUUUGAUGCGGUCCUCAAAAGAUCCCAAUCUUGAAAUUGAUUGGGAGAAAUUUAAUAAAGUUGACCGACAUCAAGAACAACGUAAAGCUAUGGAUGUUGAACCGGCAGAAGAGAGUGAAUUUGAUUUGACAAUGCCUGGACCAUGGAUGAAAAAAUGGGAAAUGGUUCACAUGAAUAUGCAUACUGACAGACAAAAAGAAUUAGAUACAAAAGCAUGAAGAAUACAUACUCCCGAAAAAGAUACUAGACAGUUGUACGAUGCAAUGCAGCAAUGUAAUUCAUGAAUAUUGCUGAAAUUUUUUUUUCAUCCAAUCUCUGUUGAAUGACACAUGAUUUGUUAUCCCAUUGUACACAUUGUCUUUCAAUUUCCAUUUCCAUUUCCCUAUUUCCAUUUUUUUCAGCAUAUAUUGGGUAUCAAACCAUGGCACAAAAGCAGAACAUGGACAGCAAAAUAAAACAUAAAAAGCAAAAGAACAGCUCUUUUAUUGCCAUUUUCCAUCUCAAAGUUAGUUUAAACUUUGUACGAUGUAACACCACCAAAUUAGGCCCCGUAAAAGAGUACAAGCUGGAAAGGAGCACUUUUUUAAAACAAAAAUAGAGCCUACGCAUCUAUUAGAUGUAAAUAAUAAAUGUAAGUUAUUUUGGUUUGAACUGAAAGGGAAAGAACUGGUUCUUCUUGUAGAACACUUUUGGGAGCACUUUUUUAAAACAAAAAUAGAUCCUACGCAUCUAUUAGAUGUAAAUAAUAAAUGUAAGUUAUUUUGGUUUGAACUGAAAGGGAAAGAACUGGUUCUUCUUGUAGAACACUUUUGGGUGAUAAAUACACUCAUUAUAGAUACCAGGAUUGAAAUUUUAUAUGCGCCAGAUGCCCAUUUCGUUUUUAAAAGACGCAUCAGUGACGCUCGAAAUAAAAAAAAAUGAAAAAGAUCCCAAAUAAAGUACAAAGUUGAAGAGUUUUGAGAACCAAAAAUUCCUUACAGUUAAGGUAAUCUAUUUCAGAGGUAGAAAAGUCUUUGUAGUUCAAAAAGUUUUGUAAACUUUUAAUUUAUACUUAUGAACAUAUCAAUAAUAACUCAAGUCAAAACAGAAGUACUUACUACUUGGAUGGUGAUACCCUCGGGGAAUUAAAAAAAUCCAUUAGCAUUGGCAUCGACCCAGUAGUUGUAAAUAAACUCAUCUUAGAUACCUGCAUGGGUUGAAAUUUUAUAUUUGCGCUAGACUCGCGUUUCGUUUACAAUAAACUCCUCAUAGAUACCAGGACUAAAUUUAGUAAACGCCAGACGCGCGUUUCGUCUACAAAAAAACUCAUCCGUGACGCUCGAAUCCAAAAAAGUUAAAAAGGCCAAAUAAAUUUAUAAAUAUAACAAUAUCAAUGACAAUGACAAUUCAUGUCAGCACAAAGACUCAUCCUUGAUAAGUGGGAAUCUAGACUGUUACUCAGAUUUGAUGUACAUUUGUAACUGAUUUCGUAUAUUUUAAGUUAGGGUAAAUAAAGGCAACAGUACUGCUGUUCGAUAACCAGUACAGUCUGAUGUGUAAUUAACGGUAUAAAAACAACGGCCCCCAUUAAGACCUUUUGGUAGGAAUCUGAUUGAUUAAUAAUAAUAUUUGACUGAUGGUUUACAAGAUAUUAGAUCAUUACCUGCAUUUUAUCUUUUCAUUCUAUCUUUAGAAAUAUUUGCAAUGUUGGUCCUAUUACAGGAUCAUAAGAGAGACUUUGUAAAGUAGAAUCUCUAAAAAAAAAAUAUUCAGAUUAUAUGUGAUUACAAUUUGCCCAUUAACUAUAGAAGAGAUUUUGUUUCAUUAUUCAUGACAACGGACGUCAAUUAAUUACAAAUGCUCACGAUGACCUUUUUGUGUGGUUAGCUAAAAAUGAGUAGGACUAGUACUGCUACAACAGUAAGAGUAAAAAUUUUUGGGUACAGAUUAAAUCAUUAUCUAUCAUUCAUCUACUCAUGAUCUGAGUUGUUUAUAAUUUAACGUAUAACACUUUUGUUUGUGCAUGUGAGAUGUAUACAUUAAACAUUUAUCAAUUAUUGUAAAUAUGAAUACAAAAUUGAAUUGUGUUUUAUAGCCAACUUUUCAUACAUGUAUAUUCUAUUACUUUACAGGUUUAUAAUAACAUUUGUUACAGUCAGAAUGUCAACCUCUAGAUGACUAGUUUAGUUGUGUCUUUUUGGUGGUGCCUGUUCUUCGUGUAGUAUCACUCUUAUCCCAACUUAAAAACAGCAUUCAUAUGAUUCAUCUUUGCUAGCCAAGGGUUCAUAUUUUGUUUCACAGAAAACAGAACCGGUUCGCAAUCCUUACCUAGCGAAGGUCAAUGUUGACUCGACCAGCCAGUGAAUGAAGAGGUCAGUUGUACAUAAGAUUUAUGCGUGAUACAAAUAACCUAUGAUUUGAAAUCUUCGAAUUUUAUCGCAGACUAAACAAUUAACAAACUAUAGUUCAUUAUUUUUAUGCAGUUUACGUUACACAUUUACGACAACAAUCGUUAGCGAGACGCAAGGUUCAAUCAAAGACUCUGAACCAUUUACGAAAUCUUAUUGAUAGAACUUUCUGUCCGUGGGAAGCCUUUAUUUACUGAGGUGUCGUUUAUAGAUAUAAUCAAUAAAUAAACGUGUCAAAGCGACACGAAUGGCCCCGUCCCAAAAAGUUGGAAAAUGUGCAAUUUCAAUAACACAUGUGGACAUAAACAUGAUGGUAGUCUCACAUAUAAAAAAUCAGCUCAAAAUCUGGAGGCGUAUAGAAAAAAGUUCGUAUAAAUGUGAUUUUCAACAAUUUUUGAAAGGCCAAAGCCCGUAAUUUUGUUAAAAAUUAGCGGAGAGGAACAAAACUGAAACUUGAUCUGUAACUAUUCAUGGUUAACUCGCAUACCAAAAAAAAACAGCUCAAAAUCUGGAGGCGUAUAGUAAAAAGUCCGUAUAACUGUGAUUUUCAACAAUUUAAAGCCCGUAAUGUCGUCGAAAAUUAGCGGAGAGGAACAGAACUUAAACUUGAUCUGUAAUUCAUCAUAGUUUACUCACUGUUGAGAAUAUAAUGCAAAUGCUAACGUUAUGUUUCCCGUAUAUACGUCUUAUGUUUAUGACGUUACUUUGAUUUGUAUGGGAACCUUCGAUAUAGAUUUUGAGCAGAAUAGUAACACAACGCAAAGUAUUGAGUUUUAUUCCUUUAUUACAAUACAUUUUGAUGCCGUGACCAGGAAACUGAAAGCCGUAAACUGAAAGCGGCGACAGCAGGCCAUAAAAGCGCUAUAACAAGACUUUUGAGAAAAUGGGAAGAGGAGCAGAAUUUAGAGAUAGAAGAAAGUACCGAAUUAUUAAAAACACUUUUGCAAAAACAGAAGAUUAUUAGUGCUUUGAAUGAAGAAAUUCCUAAUUAAAUAAAGGUUGAGGAUGAAAUUCUAUA
Messenger RNA from Mytilus trossulus (common blue mussel), 4365 nucleotides. RefSeq lists its product as uncharacterized. Bases 75 to 1178 code for a protein of 367 amino acids. The record is from RefSeq and is a predicted model, not a curated record. NCBI's taxonomy places the organism in Eukaryota, Metazoa, Mollusca, Bivalvia, Mytilida, Mytilidae. The transcript has 9 exons.